Messenger RNA from Neurospora tetrasperma FGSC 2508, 491 nucleotides. RefSeq lists its product as uncharacterized. The record is from RefSeq and is a predicted model, not a curated record. The transcript has 3 exons. The coding region runs from base 171 to 491 and encodes 106 amino acids. NCBI's taxonomy places the organism in Eukaryota, Fungi, Ascomycota, Sordariomycetes, Sordariales, Sordariaceae.
GGUGAGUCUACGGACCACAUAGCAUUGGUCUCACCACGUUAUGGAUGAUAUAUAACUUGAACUGCAGUGUCACUCCCCCGUCAUCCACCUUUCGACAAUCUUCUUCCCGUAACGGAUGAUUUCCUACAAGCACCAACUGCCACGACCUACUUCACCGACGAUCAUCCGUCAUGUUCUGUGGUCUUCCCAUACCAUUCCGGUCUCGAUCGGGGCACAACGCCAGCACCAUGGAGCCACGGGAGAAAAACAAGCUACGAAAGAAGCAAAAGAAGGUACAACUAGCUUCGAGUGACCAGUUUCAGUAUCAGGGAAAACCCCCCAAGGGCCCUGCAAGGGCAUGCAACAGUAGUAGAGUCCCAACAGCCCACAAAAGCUUCCACAACGCCCAACACGGGGAAACCCCGAAUGACACCGAGAAUAAGGAGCGUAGUAAUAUUGCGAAGCCGCACAGCGACCAGUCCCAGAUACAGGUAUCGCCAUUACGUCUGUAG